This is a messenger RNA of Ricinus communis (castor bean), 1125 nucleotides long. Its product is annotated as FCS-Like Zinc finger 2. Bases 239 to 742 code for a protein of 167 amino acids. The record is from RefSeq and is a predicted model, not a curated record. The transcript has 2 exons. NCBI's taxonomy places the organism in Eukaryota, Viridiplantae, Streptophyta, Magnoliopsida, Malpighiales, Euphorbiaceae.
GCCAAUGGAUUCACUUGCACGGAUUCUUGAUACCUGCCGUUGUUUAUGGUUCUCUCUCUAUAAGAUUUGAUCUUUUUGCUAUAAAAACUUGGCUAUUUCUUUUCACUUCUUUAAGCCUUUCUCUCUCAGUUUCUUGGUUUUCUUCACUCGAGAAUAAUCAAAGAAAAGCAGGCAAGAAUCCAAUAACCUAAGCAAGAAAAGAAAGAGCCUUCAAGAAGUUGUUAAAGGAAGAGAAUUGAUGGAAUCAUUUUCAGGGACAAGAAGAGUGCCUUAUUUUAUAGAGGAAGAUGAUGGGUUGGUUUCUCUUGCAGAUAUGGAAGCUGGGUUUUCAGGAAACCAACAGCAACAACAACAGAAACAUCAGCACCCAUUCUUCUCUAGAUCACUUUGUUAUGGGAAGGAGGGUAGUAUGAGGACUAUAUCAUCAUCUAUUUCUUCUCCAAGAUCUGCAAGGUUUUAUGAUGCAAGAUUUGAAGAUCAUCAACCUCAUUUCUUGGAAGCUUGUUUUCUUUGCAAGAAACCACUUGGUGAUAAUAGAGACAUCUUCAUGUAUAGAGGGGAUACUCCAUUCUGCAGUGAAGAGUGCAGACAAGAGCAAAUAGAGAUAGAUGAAGCCAAAGACAAGAAUUGGAAUCUCUCUUCAAUGAAGAAGUUAAGAAAAAAAGACAAGAAGAGAUCAUCCAUAUCUCCUACUAAAGCCCAGGAUUAUCCUUCCAGAACAGGCGCUGUAGCUGCAGCUUAAGCUUAAACAGACCUAAACACCCACAAAAAAACACAAAUAUAUAUGUUACAUAUAUAAAGAGAGAUACUUUUUCUUUAAUAUAUAAAUAUUUUCCACUUGAAAGAAAAAAAGAGAGAUAUUAGAGGACGUAAUAUAUGGUUUAAUGAUGGUUUUUCUCCACCAAGUUGAAAGGGCCAAGGAUACGGAUGGAGGAGGACAAGAAGAACCAUUUUGAGGUUUUCUUUUUUUUUUUUGAGUAGUUUGCUUUUUUGGGUUUUUGUUUCUCUUUUUUCUAACUUCUAUAUUGUGAAUGGUACAUGUAUGGGAAUUGAGAGGUGCUUGUAUCUGGCUCUAUUUUGGUUUUUCUUGCCCCUCUGAAUAAAAAGGUUUUUCUUUUUAUUUUU